Hemibagrus wyckioides is the source of this 1297-nucleotide messenger RNA. RefSeq lists its product as uncharacterized. The record is from RefSeq and is a predicted model, not a curated record. The coding region runs from base 20 to 1114 and encodes 364 amino acids. Lineage: Eukaryota; Metazoa; Chordata; Actinopteri; Siluriformes; Bagridae. The transcript has 6 exons.
UACACACCUUACAGUUGCCAUGAAUCUCAUAUUGCCUUUUCUAUUGCUGAUUUUCCUCUUCUGUGCAGUGAACAAUGCUGUGGAGCUGGAGCAGAAGUUCUUAAUAACUAAACCUGUUAACAAGCUUACCAAGAUAGAAUGUACCUUCCCUUCAGAGUGUGGAUAUUACAUUCACUGGUAUCAGAAGAAAGAUGAUGAACCUUUCAAAAGAGUUCAAUAUGUGAACAUCAAUAGUGCAUCUCACAGUAAUGACCCUGGCUUUGGGUACUUACAAUCAGAGAAGACAGCAAGCAAUAAGUUUGUACUGAUAAUCCCCAAUGUACAACCUGAGCACUCAGCAACAUAUUAUUGUGCCUGUUGGGUGUGGGGCACAGUGAGAUUAAAACUACAAGUCCUGUACAAAAACUCUUCUGCACUGCACCUACCAUCAUACAGCUUCUUUGUUAAUGAGGACCAAAUGGAGGAUGGUGCCAAUGGUGUCAUUUGUCAAGUGGCUGUUGAUCCACAUGGGGUUCAGUUGCGGUGUGACAAGUUCUACGAUGGAUACUACUACGGCUACUAUAACAAGAUAUUUGGAUCUGGAACUCGUCUUAUCGUCACUGAUUCAGACACUGGGAAGAACCAGGUUAAAAGACCUCAAGUGUCCGUGUUCCCAGUGUCCAACCUACAAGAAAAUGGAAAGGCUGUUAUGCUGUGCCAGGCGAAGUGCAUGUUCCCAGACCUGGUGAAAUUCACGUGGCAAGCAGAAGAUCGGAGUGGAAGAAAAGUGGAGCUUAAAGAUACGGAGCAACUGGAGCAGAGCGAUGAAGAUCAAAUCCAGAUAACCAGCAUGCUCAUUGUAGACAUUCACAAAGCCAUGAAUAAUAAGUUCAUCUGCUCUGUUCAACAUGACAGCAGCUUUGAUGUCCAGAGAUUCGUCAUUCCAAGAGCAUUUGAGCUCAGUCACAAUCUCUACCUGUUCAGUAUGUCGUAUGUGAUACUGCUGGUGAAGAAUGUGCUUUAUUUCUGCAUCCUGUCCGUCUUGCUGUCCAAGACAAACCAGGUGAACAAGGAGAUGGUCAAGAGAAAAGCUAAACGAACAGUCCAUAAGCCAAAACAACCAAGACGCCCAUGAUUUCCAUUAAUUUGCUUUGGAGUAGAAUUUGUAUUAGUACCUGCUUUAUAUCCUCUUUUUUAUUGAGUACUGAAAACUUCAGUGAUUUUAAUAAUCUGUAUUUCAAAUAGACAUCUGUCUUUAUGCGUUCACUGUUAAACUGUUAUACUUCCCUUUUUCUGUGCAUUUUUAUUUUAGUAGUCU